GACCCUAGAGGGCGUUAGUUGGAAUAGAAACAGAAUUUUCUGUUUAUGUCUACACGUGUUUACGAAUCUAUUUAAUUUGUUUUGUGUUAAUUGUUUAUUUUAAAUGAUGGACGAAGAUUUGGCAACUUCUAUCGAAUUGAACAUUGUCAAGAAAGGAGUGAAACGAAAUGAACCGGCGACAAUCAGGAGGAAAGUGAGAGGUAAACGAGCUUUGAAUAUCCCUUCGCCUGCUGUGAGAGCGAAAGCCAAAGCGAUUGAGAAAAGGAAUCAACCUUAUCUUGAUGAAUUUGCCAGUGGAAUUGAUUUAAAUAGUGAAAGUAAGAAGGCCAAGAAGAAUUCUGAUCAAUCACAAUCUAAAUCAUCCACGGUUACAAUUAAGAAACCUGCUGAUGAAUUCGCUGCGCUUGAUGAAGAGUUUAAUCAAUUGGCUGAGAAGAAAUUUCCUAAAUUCAGAUUUUCAAAUGAUAAAUCAUCUAAAUCUAAUUUUAAACUGCCCGAUUUUAAUACCUUUGGUUAUGGAACUGUUGAUAAUCAUCGUGGAUUUCAAUCAAAUGAUUUUAGAUCGAAACCUCAUCAAAUUGUAAAAGAUGGAAAAUCAUUUGUGCCUUCAUUGUUUUCACAUAAUCCAGAGACUCCAAUUGUCAGAUUAAAAAAAGUAAAGCCUGUACAGGAAACUCUUUUCUCAAAGAAAAAAUUCUGUGACUUGACAGAUUUACAUCCACAUCUUAUCGGUUGCCUUAAAGAUCGUCUUAAAAUGGAGGAAAUGACUCGAGUUCAACAAGCAGCAAUUCCAGAAUUAAUCAAAGGAAAAGAUUGUCUAAUUAAAUCAGUCACAGGAUCGGGUAAAACUCUUGCUUAUCUGGUCCCUAUUGUACAAAAACUUCAAGGUCUAGAACCUAAAAUACAAAGAAGUGACGGAAUUCAUUGUUUAAUCAUUGUACCUACACGAGAAUUGGUUGCUCAGUGUUUUAAUACACUUUCAGAUCUUUGUAAGUCUUUCACCUGGUUGGUACCUGGUUGUUUAAUGGGUGGCGAGAAAAAGAAAUCAGAAAAGAGCAGAAUUCGUAAGGGAUUAAUAUUAAUAUCGACGCCUGGACGUUUAUUAGAUCACAUUGAACACACUGAGAAUUUAAAAUUCAAUAAAUUACAAUUUUUUGUCAUCGAUGAAGCUGAUCGUCUACAUGAACAAGGGUUCGAGGAAUCGAUUAGCAAAGUUAUCGAUCAUCUCAAGGAUACUUGUGAAUCGAGGCCACAAUGUAUUCUACUUUCGGCCACUUUAACAUCAAGUGUCCAAGAUCUCGCUGGUAUGACGCUAACUGACCCCAAGUUGAUUGAUUUAUGUGAAACCGGUGAAAGUGAACCUGAGAUGUAUGCACUUCCACCGCAAUUGAAUCUCCAUUACAUGGUUGUUCCAGCUAAAUUACGAUUGAUUUCCCUUUGUUCCUUUAUUGUUGAUCAAAUAUCGAAGAAGCGAUUGAAAGCUCUUAUCUUUAUGUCGACCCAGGAUUCUGUUGAUUUUCACCAUGGAAUUUUCACCAAACUAUUUGCCCCACUAUUGGAAAAAAGUUAUUUAGGAGAUGUCAAAUUUUUCCGUCUUCAUGGAAAUAUGGAUCAACAUGAUCGAAUGUCAGUCUUUAACUCUUUCCAAACAGCUACAGCGGGAAUUUUACUCUGUACCGAUGUUGCUGCUCGUGGACUUGACCUUCCUUUAGUACAUUGGAUUGUCCAAUAUGGUUGCCCUUCUCAAAUCUCUGAAUUUGUUCACCGAGUGGGAAGAACAGCAAGAAUAGGAGCUAAAGGUGAUGCAUUGCUCCUUCUCCUUCCCUCUGAAACGGGAUUUCUAAAUCUCCUUCAAGAUGCUCUUCGAAUUAAUUUUGACGAAUUGUCACUUGAAGAAUUAAUCAAGAGCCUGUUACUCGUUAAACUUGAAGGUAAAUUUCUUGGAACCGGAAAUCCUCGUGAAUAUGCAGCAAAAUUACAACAAGAUUUCGAGAAAAAUGUUUAUGAAGAUGAAUGUUUAUUAAGUUUAGCAAAAAAAGCGUUUCUGGCCUAUCUAAGAGCUUAUGCUUCGUACCCAAGAGAGACCAGAGCUAAUCUUCCGUUCAAAGAAUUACAUAUCGGACAUGUUGCUACGAGUUUUCUACUCCAUGAUACACCAAAGGAACUCGGUGCAGCCGCUUUCACCAUGAAACAAAUGCAAUUCAAGACCGAACGUCGAUUCAAUCCAUAUAAUCGCGAAUGUCGUGACCAAAAACGUGGCCUACCCGUUGAAAUGAGAACUUCCGAGUUCAGUAGUGGAAUUACAACAGAAAAGAGACGGAAAACAUGAGCAACCAUUUUACUUAUCAUUUCUCUCUCUUUUUUAUCUCACUAAUUGUUGAAUUUUCUUUUGUUUAAUUUAAUUCCAGCAACAAUUGAAUAAUUACUGAUGUAAAUUAAAUCAAACCUCUUCUUUAAGGUUUGUAACAUUGUAAGUUAAUUUAACUAAACCGUAAAGAUUAUACAAACUUUUCUCUCUCAA
Panonychus citri (citrus red mite) is the source of this 2521-nucleotide messenger RNA. RefSeq names its product probable ATP-dependent RNA helicase DDX31. Gene Ontology annotation, cellular component: nucleus. Gene Ontology annotation, biological process: ribosome biogenesis. Gene Ontology annotation, molecular function: nucleic acid binding; ATP binding. Lineage: Eukaryota; Metazoa; Arthropoda; Arachnida; Trombidiformes; Tetranychidae. The record is from RefSeq and is a predicted model, not a curated record.